Molecule: messenger RNA, 1562 nt
Organism: Neurospora hispaniola
Lineage: Eukaryota; Fungi; Ascomycota; Sordariomycetes; Sordariales; Sordariaceae
Product: ammonium transporter AmtB-like domain-containing protein
Exons: 5
Coding region: 96-1469 (457 amino acids)
Biological process (GO): ammonium transmembrane transport
Cellular component (GO): plasma membrane
Molecular function (GO): ammonium channel activity
Source: RefSeq, a predicted model, not a curated record
CUCUGUUCCUAUAACUCCAGUCGUUUGUCUACUUUUUCUCUGUCUCUAUCAUUGAUUCCCAAAAUUUUGACCCAUUCGCACGACACCUCCUCACAAUGCCCGAGAUGGCGGUGUCACCCGUUCUCGCAGCCUGGGAGGCUUGCGACAAGACAGACACUCUCUUCGUCCUCAUCUGCACCGUCAUCUGCUGGACCAUUGUACCAACUGUCGGCAUAGCCUACUCAGGAUACACAUGGAAGCGCAACGCCCUCCACGCCGCCAUGCCCGCCAUCCUCACCAUCGCAACUUGCUCGAUCCAGUGGUUCAUUAUUGGAUACACACUAGCCUACGGCGAGGGCGGCUGGUUCUUUGGUUCUCUCAAGCACUUCUUCCAUAAGAAUGUGCUUUCUGAGCCUGUGGGAACCAUCCCUGCGAUCUUAUUCAGCGAGUUUCAGUUGGUUUUUGAGGCGACGGUUUGUGCAAUUGCUGUGGGCGGAUUUUGCGAGAGGGGGAGGCUGUUGCCGGUUAUUCCGUUCAUCUUUCUAUGGGCGACAUUUAUCUACUGCCCGCUGGCACAUAUGGUUUGGGGCGGAGGCUUGCUUGGAGAGAAUUUGGGUGUGCUGGACUUUGCAGGAGGAACUCCCGUCCACGUCUGCUCCGGCGCCACCGCGACCGCCAUCAGCAUCUACCUCUCCUACCCGCUCUUCCGCUCGCGCAAGUCCGACGUGCGUACGCCCACCCAUAUCCGCAUCCACCGACCGGGUAACUCUUUCUUCCAGCUUCUGUCCUUAAUCAUCAUCUGGGGCUCCUGGCUCGCCUUCGAUGCGGGAACCACCCUGGCCCUCAACUUCCAGUCCGUCAUGGCCCUCUGCGUCACCAACUUGUGCGCCGCCUCGGGCGCGCUGACCUGGAACCUCAUCACCUUCUACGAGACGGGCAAGUGGUCCAUCGACUCGACCUUCAUGGGCGCCAUUUCCGGUCUUGUCAUGAUCACCCCCUCGGCUGGGUUCAUCGACAUGCCGACCGCCUGUUUCUUUGGUGUUUUCGGGGCUGUGCUCUGUCGUCAGGCGUUGAGGAUCAAGUUCACCAAAUUUGCGCAUCAUUGGAGGUGGGUUGAUAAUGGUGAUACAUUUGCAACGCACUGCAUUGGUGGUGUGGCUGCAACCAUUAUGACGGGGCUGUUUGCGCAGAAGGAGGUAGCUGCGUAUGGUGGUGUAGAGGUUGCGGGAGGUGUCAUCUUCGAUGGCAAUAUUCGUCAACUUUGGGUGCAAAUGGUUGAGGCUGUUGUUGGUUUCACAUGGGCGUUUUGCGGGUCGUAUAUCAUUAUUGCUUUGAUUGAUUGCGUUCCUGGGCUUGAGGUUUUGGCUGUUGAUAAACACAUCAGCCAAGGCCUUGAUAUGAACGAGGUUGAAGAGUUUUUGGGUAACUUGGAGUAUCCUGAUGAAGUUGACUAUGCACCAACUGCAAGGGGAACCAUUUCUCUGGAAUAAAUGCCUGGGUAGCUGGUGAGGAAACUAUAUCCAAAAGGGGUAAGUAUUAUAUAUACAGAACUAUAUGAGCAGUUCAGAAUUACACCAAGUUUG